CGUGUCUUAUGUCAUUAAUAAUAUAGAUGCGAUAUGAAUAUUGCGACACAAAAUAAUUGUCUAUAGUCGAUAAAGGCAUUGGUGUGGAUUAUUCUGAUGCGGAGCACAUUUUCCCAGGGAUUAUAUUCACUUACAAUUUCCAAUGGGACGAUGACUGGCAGAAAUAUUAGCAAAGAGGUUACGGGUUGAUUUAUCGCCGUAGUGCGUGUAAACUUUGCUCAACUUACUUUAUUUGCGGAAAAUCUCGAAUAACAGAUUUUCAUUGUAUUUACUUGGGAAAGAUCCAAUACUCAGUAGCUGUGACUUGAUUAUGUAGAUGGGAAAAAUAUUUCAAUAUGAAGUGGCAAUUGGUGAAAUACGUUCAUAUCUUAUCUACAGUGAAUACAAAGCACUUUUCAUUAAGUACACAUCCGAUUUUGGGAGGAAACUGAACACUUAUGAUAAGUGAUUCAAAGUAAAUGUGACACUUACCAAUAUAAUCUUGGAUAUCACUCGAAAAUGAGAAGUUAAAUUACCGAAAUUAGAUGAAUAUUGAAACAUCAAUUGCCGUUAUGGAAAAUAAACUUAAACGUUAAAGAACGAAUGUUGUCUCAUAGACAUGUGACUUAUGGUAUUUUAAAUUGCAAAAAACGGAAAACUUAUUUAUUAAAGGAAAAUAAGAUUACAAUCCAAAUAUUCGUAGGGCAAUUAACGUUAAUUCCUGUAAGAAUAGCUGAAAGGUUGAAUCACUUCUGCUUAUUGUUGGAACUAUUGAUUACCGACGUGAAGGAAAGAAAAAAGUUCAAUAUUUAAUGGCUGAGUAAAUCGUUCAGCAGGCGUUCACAGUCAAUUCUGACGAUAUUCCAUUGAAAACACGUGUUGAAAACAGAAUUAUAUUUUAUUGUAAAUCAAUCGUACAAAAGAGACGAAAGAUACUUUAAAAGUGAGAAUACUGAAUCAGGAAUUACGGCACUGGUUUGUAUCAUAUGACUUUGAUUUUGCGGGAUUCUCUUGUAGAGUGAUGGAACGCAGAGACAGUAGACCUCGAACAGACCGACGUGAAGUACAUUCUGUUUGCAUACCGGUACCUAUGAUUGUUUUAGAUAAUACUGAAAAUGCAGAUCAAUGUGUUUUUUCGCACUCGCGGUCUACUGGAGAUUUAGAUGCGGUUUUAGCAGAUGUCGGGGAUUAUGAAAUGGCGGGAAAACUCGAGGGGUUGUCAAAUUUUUCCAGAUCAAUUUCUGACGGGAUACAUGACACGAAUGAAAGAGAUGUAAAAGCGAUUAGAGUUUAUUGCUCUCCUAGAUUGCCACGUCGCUCAGCUAAAACCUCAUACGAACCGGUACAGACACAAUCCCGAACAUAUUUAGAUUAUUUUAAUGCUUGUAACUUGAACUACCUUGGUCCAGGGAGUCGAGUAGGUAGCGCAGUGUCUUUGAACAGUGAAUUUACAUCAAGAAGUGUAGGUCUAAUUUCCAACGAUUCAAAUUCAGAAAGUUCACAACAUGUGCAUACGCCUGGGAUGAUGGAUUGGUCCGGCGCGCAAAAGCAAAAAAACGUAUUGAGAAGAUUUUAUUCUUCUCCGGAGAAAGAUGACGAAACUUUAAAUUGCACUUCAUCAGUGAGACGAAAUUCAAAAUCUAUGGGAAAUAUGCAACAACAAGUUGUUUCACUUGAUUUUGGAAGUGACUCGACCGAAGAUGAAAAUUUUCAACAAAUGUCAGACCUUGGCUGUGAUAUUGAUGAAUCCCUAGCAGAGAGAACGGGAUACCGCGUCGAAGGUGCUGGUUUAAAUAGCCAGUCAGAACGAAAUCUUGUUACAGCUGUAACCGGAGGUGCCACAUUGCGUAACGGUAGAAUACGAAAAUGGCUGACAGAAAUUUCAGAUCCAGACGACAAUUCAAACACUUAAUUUGCUGGAUUAAAUCUAGGACGAUGGUGUAUAUAAAUGCAUUUUAGAGUUACGGAUUUAUACUAAAUCAAUAAGUAUGGGAAUAAAUGCACAGCAAAAUGGUGUUACCAGUUAAAGCAAUAAUAUUGUAAUAAAUUCGUUUGUAACUACCAGUGUGUCACAUGGAUGUUUGCAUUUUACUUUUAUUGGGUGGAUGAGUGGGGGUCCAACAUAAGUCGGGUUGGGUAUUUACCGUUUGUCUUGCAGAAUGACAAUUCUAGAAACAAAACUUGAUAUAAAGUUACAGUGACUUAACUUGAUCAUAGUCCGAAAUGGUUUACUUUUCACUGACAUUUGCAAAUGUAUUUUGUCGCAUAUUGUAAUCAUACAACCUAUCAUUUGUUUAAGGGUUAAGCCGGUGCUAGGGGGCGUGGGCAGUGUUGCUUUUUCCAUUACUGCCCAUGAACAGACUCAAUCAAACCGAGUCUGCAAUUUUCACUAUUUGCCUUGUUCCCGAUGCUUCCGAGGGAUCUACUUUCCAGAUUUUAUUUAUAAUAGGAGUAUAUCAUCAAAGCACUAAAAGAUUUGACAAACGAGCAACAUCUGUACCAACAUUCUACCUGACUAUUACACGUUCGCUGUCUUGUUAUGUCCCAGUGCUGAAAUCCUACAUUACUAGAUGGAACAUAGAUUUCAGCAAUUGUUUAUAUAUAUAUAUAUAUAUAUAUAUAUAUAUUUUUUUUUUUUUUUUUUUUUUUUUUUUUUUUUUUUGCAAAUGCACCAAAACGAAAAUAUGUAGCAGUUCUUUAAAAAUGGUGAUUGUUUAAAGGCACUGAAUUGUCCGAAAGUGUGGCCCCUUUAUGAAGUCCUUUUCCGGAAUUCAAUGUAUAUAUCAUUAUACUGCUGACCAAUUGUUUUGUAGAGCAAUAUACAUGUUUUAUAUGUUGUUCAGUUUCAUGUGAAACAACACUUUCUUUCUAUAAUUUGGGGCAAUUUGAUUUUUUUCUCAAAAUGUAAGGGAAGCUUUAAAUAUUAUAUAGUUGUGGGUUGUGGGAGUCAAUUACACAUUGAUUAGUUGUCAUUUAUGAAAAAGUCGUAUUAUUUCCAUCAAUAAAGCGGCUUAAUUUUUGUUAAACUAUUUUCCUUUUUCUGAAGUGUUUGGGUCAUUUCGCGGUGACGUUACUAAAAUAUGGUUUUGUCACUGUGUUAUUGUGGUUUUGUUGCAAAUAUGGACGAGUUGAUCCAUUUAGUUGUGUUUUUACAUUUGUAGUUGGCGAUAUGGCCUUUAAGUAUUGUUAUCCCUUAUGACGGGUGCUUGGGUGAAUUGAUUUUGAUAUUGUUGUCAUUCAUGUUAUGAUAUGGUUCGAAUGUUACGAUUGUCAUUCAUGGUAGGUGUAUUGGACUUUUAAGCAUUUAAGACUGGCGAGAUACUUUAUAAUGAUACACGUGAUCAUCGUGCAUUUGGACACAUGCGAUAGUCCUUAAGUUUAUAUAGACUGUAUGGUCAUUUCAAGUACAUAUUUACGUCACAUGAUUCAAAUUAAACUAACACCAAUAUGUGACCAUUGAUUGUGGUAAUAACAAACGGUUGAUAUUCAUAUUGCAGUCAUUCUCAUUUCAGAUAGAUGACUAGGCCAUUUCAAUAAAUUGUUUCAAACUGA
This is a messenger RNA of Mercenaria mercenaria, 3531 nucleotides long. RefSeq lists its product as uncharacterized. The record is from RefSeq and is a predicted model, not a curated record. Lineage: Eukaryota; Metazoa; Mollusca; Bivalvia; Venerida; Veneridae. The transcript has a single exon. Bases 1001 to 1891 code for a protein of 296 amino acids.